AUGGCAAGAAGCACUGCUUCAAUAUCAGAUUUAGACCUCAGCUUGACCGGCUCACAUAUUUCAACAGGAAAGCGUCCCAAUUCGGCUGGAAGAGCAAGACCAAACUCUAGCUCUGGAAAGAGACCAGGAACAGCUGACUCUACUGUUCAUAAUGAAAAGCAGAGUGAGACAGAAGAUGGAGCUACUGGUGUUGACAGCGUUAGUGCAGUACAAACUAAGACAACAUUGAAUGAUUUAUUGGCCACCAUUAAAAUGUUAGAAGAACCAGAAAUUUUACCUGAGAAAAAAGAUGUGUCUAAACUAGAAUGGUUGGACAUACUAGACAAGGAUGAUUCUGACAAUUCUGACAGAGGUUUGGAAAAUAAAAAAACUGGCGAAGUUUAUUUAUCAACUGAAAAAUUAGAUCAUUUUAAUCAAUCUGCCAAGCCGUCAAAUCCGAUGUCAAAGUAUGGAAAGAAUGCACUGUUAACAGAAGACAAACUCAGGAGUAUUAUGUCUUUUCUCGAUGAAGUGGAGCAAGCAGAUAAAGACACUGAUGAAGAUGACGACAAGAGUCCUGAUCCAACAAGCAAUCCUGGCUUGAUUGUACCCACAGUUGAAGAGUUAAGCAAGAUGGAACAGGCAUCUGCUGCCGCAUCAGAAGUCACCAACACAGUACUCUCACAAAAGCUUGAACUUGAAGAAAAAGACAGGACAGUUAAAAUGUUGCAAAAAGCACUGAAUCAGCAGCGUGAGCUGACAGUCAGGCAUGCCAAAGAACAAGACAAAGAAAUGAAACAACGACUAAAACUACAAAAAGAAGAAUAUGAAACAGGAAUGAAAAGGCAUUUAUCAUUUAUUGACCAGCUGAUUGAUGACAAGAAAUUGCUUAGUGAGAAGUAUGAUAAAGUGGUACAUGAUUUGAAAGAAGUUGAUAAAAAAUACCAAACAAAGAUGAAACACCAGGAAGAAGAACAUAGCCAAGAACUGAGAAAAAUUAAGGAAGUCCAAGCAGCUGCAGAAAAAAUAAGACGUGAAAAAUGGAUUGAUGAAAAAACCAAGAAAAUCAAGGAAAUCACAGUCAAGGGACUUGAGCCUGAGAUCCAACGAUUAAUUGCUAAACACAAAGCUGAAAUCAAGAAACUCAAGACUAUUCAUGAAGCAGAGCUGUUACAAGGGGAAGAGAGAGCUGGUCAAAAAUACAUCAAGCAUAUUGAGGAGCUUCGUGAUCAGCUGGCUGAAGAAAAAGAAUCAGCUUGUAACAGAGAAAGAGACCAAGCCAAACAACGCUAUGAAAAACAACUGGAACAGGAAGAAUCAGCAUUUCAACAGCAGCGACGCAGACUUUAUGCCGAGAUUCAAGAAGAAAAGGACAGAGUAGCAGAACAAGCGAGGAGACAAAGACAGGAACUUGACAGACUGCAGAUGCAGAUGGAGGAGAAUAAUAGAAAAGCUAUGAAUACAAUGAGACAAGAAUAUGAGAAAAAUAGAGAUGAAAAUGAACACAGACAUAUGGUGGAAGUGAAAGAACUUGAAGAAAGGCUCAAAGUUGAGAAAGAAGCAUGGGAGGAGAACUACAUGAAGAAACAGGAAACCUGGUUACUGGCCAAAGAGAGAGAACUUAAAGAGCAAGUACGGAGAGACAGAGACAAAGAAAUUGAAUUAGUUAUUCAGAGACUGGAAGAUGACAGUGAAUCUGCACGAGAUGAGUGUGAACGUGCUGCAGAAAACAGAAUAAAACGUAUUCGUGACAAGUAUGAAGCAGAACUGAGAGAGAUUGAAAGGUCUGAAAGGAACACACAAGAAAGAUUGAAUGAACUUAAAGCAAGGCUGGGUGAGGUAGAAGGAGAAAAUAUCCGUCUUCAAGGACUCAUGAAUCAAAAAGAACAAGAAGUUGAUGACAUUAAAAAGGAAUGCGACAGAUUGACGCGGGAAAGAAAGAAUGUACAAGAUGUGGUGAGACAGGAAUUUGCUGAUCGGUUGGUAGAGACGGAGGAGGAAAAUAGACGUGUGAAAACUGAGAUGUCUGAGAUGAGGGCUAGGCAUAAAUUGGAAAUUGAUAGGAUACAGAAAGAAAAGGAAGAGGAAAUGGCUGAGGUCCAUAAAAGGGUAAAACAAGCCAUUGUGAAAAAAGAAGAAACUGUCACCCAAUUAAAACAACAACAUACAGCUGCUGUUAAGAGAGCUGAUCAUUUAGAAUCAUUAUUAGAGCAACAAAGAAAACAGUUAAUAAAAAUUAAGAAAUAGACAUUCAUAAAUUAUAAUUUUAUAAAACAGAAUAGGAGCACUCUCAAUUGUGUUUUUGUUAAGAAAGGAUUCUAUAAAAUUUGUUCAUCAUGAUUUCUAGCAAUGAAAUACUGUAAUGGUGAUAUUGGAAAUGC
Saccoglossus kowalevskii is the source of this 2360-nucleotide messenger RNA. Its product is annotated as centrosomal protein of 131 kDa-like. The record is from RefSeq and is a predicted model, not a curated record. Gene Ontology annotation, biological process: regulation of centrosome duplication; intraciliary transport involved in cilium assembly; cilium assembly. NCBI's taxonomy places the organism in Eukaryota, Metazoa, Hemichordata, Enteropneusta, Harrimaniidae. Gene Ontology annotation, cellular component: centriolar satellite.